AUGCGCCCGUCACUGUCGUCGUCUACAACGACCCCCAACCGUGGCGAAAAGGGCUGCAACGAGGAGUGCCUUCAUCACCGCCGCCGCCGAGCGGACAGUGCGCCGUUUACCGCGUCGAAGCGCCAGAAAACAGACGACAACGACGCGCGUCGUGGCGAUCGCGAGCCUGCGCCCGUGCCCGCGAGUGGUUUCUUUGUCCGUCUCGCACGUUAUAUUCCUAUUGUGAACAGGUUUGUGGCGGAGGAAGACGUGGGUACGAAUGUGGAUUUGGAUGUCGGCGCGGACGCUGGUGUUGAUGACGACACGGACGAUGUAGAGUCGUCGGUCUUGAAGACAUGUGACCGGAUUCGGACGACGCAAGAGUACUUUGGUGAAGAGGGCGAGGGACGGGACCGUGAUGGUGGUGAAGAUGGAGGCGAAGAUGAAAAAAAGGUGCCGGAAACGUUUGUGCCAGUGGAUGUGGAGAAGAAGAAGAAUGUGCAGCAACAGCAACAGCAGAAGGAUACGCUUGAGGACGCGGUGGACGUGUCGGUGCCGCCGGUGACCCGCUCGACGCUACCUGCGGGUCAAGGGAAGAAGAAAUUUGCCACAAGACUGUCGCCUCCGCUCAAGUGUCGUCGUUCGCCGCCGUGUGAGAGCAAGCAAGAGAAGGAAAGCUCUAGCGCUGUGAUGGAUGAAGUGCGGCGAAUACGUGAGAAGCGUGAGGGCAUCUUCGGAUCAUCUCGACCGCCUCAGACGCCGAAUGCUGCUGGCACGCAGGAGCGACAGGUACCCACUUCUCCGUCGCCGCUCGACGUGGCACGCAAGAUCAUCAAAGAGAAAAAGAAAAUCUCGCUUGACGAGUUUGAGCGUCUUCAGCACCAGCUGCACGAAAUGGUCGGGACAACGCCUCACGAACAGUUGACGCAAGCAUAUUUGUUAAUGGAUCUCGGGCUCCUGGUGACGCCAAGCUGUCCUGGCGUAAAGUCGGAGCUAAGUUUUGUGCCUGGUUCUAUUGCUGCGCAGAACCGUGGUCGUUCGGCCGCUCGAAGUGAGCAGAAACGUGGAUCGGGAGAUGAGGUGAAGAGUGAUAUGCCGUCCGGCGCGAUGCUGCUACAAGCAAGAUGUGUUCUGAUGCGCUUGCGAGAAGACAUUAUAUUGGUGCUAAACAAGGUGCAGAGCCCGCCGGCGGAAGAAGCACUCAAGCCGACACCUUCGACGACCGUGUCGGGGACUUCGAGAAGUGCGACUGCUGCGUCAACUGAUGCGCCUGCGCCAAGUUCGUCUCAGGUGACGUCGAUGACCUCUGCAUCGACUCCCACGAGAACUGUUCUUGAGCAGCAAGAGAUGGAGACGAUUGGUGGAUUAGGGGUUAUACUUCCUAUUGGCGUCGAAGGAAUGAAACACGCAGGGGCGGAUGAUAAGGAUACCCGUGUCCGAUUUGUGUUCUCUCCUUCGCCCAGCAUGCGCGAGCCUCCCGUGAAAGUUUUGAACCAGAAGACUACGAAGGAUGACGGCAAAAAGUCUGUCGCGGCCGAGGAGGCCACGAAGCUUAGUGCUGAUAUGCCGGCAGUUACACCUGCUGCUUCUCUCAGCGGUGCUGCUAAUCCUCUCGCCAGGUUUAUGCAGCUAAAACCUGGACAGUGGAAGUGUACUGGAUGCCGUGUCUUGAACGAGGCUACCAGUGGCAGAUGUCCAUGUUGUGGAACCGCUCGAUCUGAUGGUGGCUCUGCGGCAAAAGCUCGUACUGCACUGUUGGAGACGACUGAAAAGUGUCCUUUGACUGGACUUAGCUUUGGUACAACCACCGAAGCUACAGCGGCCGCAGACAAGGGUACUGCUACGCCGGCUGCUGGCUCAAUCACGCCUGCUCUCACAAGUUUUAGCACUGCGUCGUCUCCGCAACCGAUGGAAUCCACAGCGUUCUGUUGGGCACCUGCCACAACGAGCUUCGGUACUGCGUCGUCAGCUUUUGGGUCGAGCUCAUCUGGUGGCGCUGAUUCCAGCUCCACUGCGGGAGGGUUCGGUAGUACUUCGGCUGCUGCUCCCUCGACUCCGUAUGGCAGCUCCACGUCUUCGUUGCAAGCUGCACCGCCAUUUCUUUUCGGAGGAUUUAGUCAAGCACAAACUGCGACUACGCCGACAAACACCCAGCCGACGCUCGCUUUCAGUGCGUCGAGUGCCCCAGCUCCUAACGGCUUUGAAACGGUGGUCCAAGUGGUGGAUUCGGCACUACAUUUCAUUGGUGUUGCACCGGAGCACGCCAAAGGUAGACGCAUUUUGAAGGCCAAGAGUCGCAAACGUAGAACGUCGUAA
Molecule: messenger RNA, 2295 nt
Organism: Hyaloperonospora brassicae
Lineage: Eukaryota; Oomycota; Peronosporomycetes; Peronosporales; Peronosporaceae
Source: the annotation of a GenBank genome assembly